This is a messenger RNA of Aureobasidium subglaciale EXF-2481, 2799 nucleotides long. RefSeq lists its product as uncharacterized. Gene Ontology annotation, biological process: poly(A)+ mRNA export from nucleus. Gene Ontology annotation, molecular function: RNA binding; protein binding. The transcript is spliced from 2 exons. Bases 408 to 2327 code for a protein of 639 amino acids. Gene Ontology annotation, cellular component: nucleus. The record is from RefSeq and is a predicted model, not a curated record. NCBI's taxonomy places the organism in Eukaryota, Fungi, Ascomycota, Dothideomycetes, Dothideales, Saccotheciaceae.
ACAACGUCUCUCAGCCAAGUCUCGGAGUCAAAGACAGUUGGAAGGGCCGUGCGUGGACCCCUCGAAAAUAAUGACGAUCGCAGCCUUGCACUUUCCGUCAGUCACAGCAAAGUCAAUAGCUGCUACUUCACUCUGCACUUUCCAACCACGACCUUCGAGUCUGACACGCCAAUCCCAUUCUUUAUUUCCACCAGCAGCCCCCAUUCUCUGGCGCCACGGGAUAGAAAAAACCGCCCACUUUCGCUAGCAUUGCGCAACUUUGCGGCGGCCCACGAUCGACAGAACAAAGGCCAUUCACUUCACGCCGUCUUUGGCAACCUUGCUCUCCCACAUCGACCGUUACCUCAGCUCACGUCCGACACACUCGCAAACUCACCUAAAUCAUCCUACGCGACUCUACCUCCGCCAUGGUCUCCCAGAAGAAGCCCUCGGGCGCCGCGCGCAGCGCACGUGGUGGCAUCGCGAAGAGGAAGACUAGAACCGACCGCGAUGGCGACCUCGUCAUGGAUCCCACUGCGCGCACCCGUGGUGGUGGCGUUGCAAAGGGCGGCAAAUCUGGCGCUCCCGCCGGCCGUGACAAGACAAGAGGCGCAAAGGUCAACCCUCGCGGCGCCGGCUUCGAGAAGAAGCUCGCGAACCACAUCGGAGGCUCUGCCGUGCGCACAAGAAACCAACCAAGCAGAGGAUUAGAAGAGCUCCGCGUCACCGGCUACAAGAACAGCAAGGCCGCCUCUAACUCUGACGGUGGUCUGAACUCGCUCAUCGUGUGGCUGGAGAAGAGGGCCUCGUUGAAGUCAAAGAGAGCUAUCAAAAUCAAGAAGUCUCGAGCCGAAGGAGAUGAUGUUCUAGUGUCUGUUCCCGCUGAAGAUGCCGUCUACGUGCUGCGUGUCGAUGGCUUUGUCUUUGCUGGAACAAACAUCAAGAUCGAACGAGCCUCUGCCCAGGAUCUCGACACUGGCGUCUCCAAGGAGAGCACCAUCGCCAUGCUCAAGGGUGUUCUGGCCAGGAGAUACAAUGUUGAGACCAAGUUGCUCGAUCUAAGCGCCCUUGGUGUGGACCCUGAUCUCAAGGCUGCUCAAAUCUUCGACAGCACCUCAACCACAGGCAAAUUCUUCCCUGCCCUGAUGAAGGUUCUCGAUCAACAGUUCAAGACUGCCGCAGAGAAGCAUGAGGCCAUAACCAGCGUCUCUCUCGCCAACAACCAACUCACAAGCGUCGCUCCCGUCACAACUCUAGCUCAAACAUUGCCGCAGCUCAUCAACCUUGACCUGUCGAACAACGCCUUCAAGGAUCUGACCGGUAUCGAGGCAUGGAGACGCAAGUUCCCCAAGCUCGAUCACCUCAUCGUGUCUGGUAAUCCCCUCGAGCAAGCAGAACCCGACUACGCUGCCAAGCUCAUGGCCUGGUACCCCAAGCUCCGUCUCCUCAACACUCUUCAAGUACGCUCCGACCAAGAGGCAGAGAAGGGUCGUCGUGUCACAGACAUGCCCUUCCCCAUCAAGGGUCCGAACUUCCAGGACGAAGGUCAGAUCGCCGAGAACUUCUUGCGCACCUUCUUCGCUGGCUACGACACAGAUCGCGCCGCGCUGGCACAGCAUUACUACGACGAGCAAUCCGAUUUCUCAUUCUCUGUCAAUACCGCUGCUCCUCGCGAUCCCACAAAGUCUCACGACACCGUCCCUCAAGAAUGGGACUUCUACAUCAAGCGCAGUCGUAAUCUGAAGAAGAUUACCCAGCUUCCUGCAAGACAGAGUCGUCUCUGCCGCGGUGCUCAGGCUAUUCACGAGAGCUGGUCUGCUCUACCCGCCACGCGUCAUCCUGAUCUCGCUACCCAACCUCAGAAAUGGCUCAUCGAGUGUCAGUCACAACCCGGUGUCCCUGACCCUACUGGCGCCUCUCCUGUCGGUGUCGACGGCUUCCUCAUCACCAUCCACGGCGAAUUUGACGAACUUGACGUCAGCACUGGUCAAGUGAAGAAGACUCGCUCCUUUGAUCGCACUUUCAUCCUCGGUCCUGGCGGUCCUGCCGGUGUCCGUGUUGUCAACGACAUGCUCACCAUCCGCGCUUACGGAGGUUUCGCCGCCUUCGAGCCCGAACAAACCGAACCACAAGUCCAAGCCGAGGCCGGCGUGCCCGUACUCCCACCAGGACUCACCCCCGAAAUCGCCGAACAAAUGAUCAUCGAGCUUCAGAAACAAACCUCCAUGACGGUUCAAUACGCCAAGGACUGUCUCGAGCAGGUGCAAUGGGACUUUGAUCGCGCCUUGCAGGCCUUUGCUGCUGUCAGAGCCAAUUUGCCCGCCGACGCCUUUGUUCAGGCUGCUUAGGAAGAUUCAUCGAGUAUGGAUGAGACGGACGAUGACUGGCUGGUGGUAAUGACAAAGGUCGGCCGGAGAUGAGAGCAACACCUACUUUCAUGGUGGCUUUGCUUCUCGACUCAACACAUGCAUUCUCACAACGGAGUCUUUCUUGUUUUCCAGGGACAGUAUUCAAGCAUUUUCAAAGGACAAAAACAACAACUUGGCAUGAAUCAAGGGUUUAAGGGAAGGUGAUCGCGAGGUCUUUUGAUUUGCGAAGGCGAUUCUUGGAGUUAUGGGUUAUUGUGCUUUCUCUUGUCUCUUCUACUUUCUUUUUUUUUGACCGAAUGGCUAUACAAAUCAUGGCCUCUUUCUACGGAGGAGAGCCUAGCCUGUCUUACACAACCUUAUGAUGUCUAUGAGACAUUGAGUACAUAGACCCGUUGCGAAUGCACAAAGAAAAUGCACUCGCUGUACACACAAAACUUCUUUUCACACCUGA